CUGUCAGUCAUUAGUGGUUGGUCGUUGUAGAGAGGCAUGCUCGCCCGCGGCGUGUCGGCGUGCGUGAGAAAGAUCAGCCCCGGGGCCUCCUCGCUGCUGCUGAGCGGCGGGAGGGCAACACAGAGCAGCGCCCCGCCCCUACCACACGCCCAUCGCACAUACAACUACUGGUCAGCAUUUUGAUGUCACAUCGAUGCUGCUGUCACAUCUUCAUUUCUAUGUGUGUGUGUGUGGUUGUGUGUUGGUGCAUCCAUUCUCAUUCAGGGCGAACCAGAAGUUGACCAGGUAUGACAACACGGAGACUAAGGCGUGGAAGGAGCAGUUCGCAAACCUCGGCAAAUACACUGAUGACGGUAAAGAGAAGGUGGGGUGGAUAGAUGCACACACACGGCACGAGUGUGUUGUGUUCGGCCUGUCCGUGUUGCUUUCAGAGUUGACGGCGUGGCGCAAUGCAUUUGAUCAGGUUUGUGUGCUGAAUGAAUGCACACCGGGACGGGAUCAUGCCUGUCCGUGUGUGAUUGGUUCGCUCAUUCAUUCAUCCAUCCCUCCGUCAGUUCGACCCCGAUCACGACGGCUACAUCAGCCAGGCGGACCUGCAGAAGUUCCCCACCUUCACUGUCGAAAAGGCGCAUCUCAUCAAAGGUGGGCCGGGCCACACAGACAGGCCGGGCCACACAGACAAAGGAACAAACAAAGAGGCAGCCAUGUGCUGCAUACAUGAUUGUGCAUGCGUCGUGCAGACUACGAUCGGGACCGAAACAAUCUGAUCGGUACUCACGGACGCCCCCGGCAGCCAUCGACACGAGCAGUCCCUCCAUUUGCCGGAUGUGUGUGCAGAUUUUGGCGAGUUUGUGGACGCCAUGUUUGCGGUAGACGUGCAGAGCCUCAAGCUCGACUUCAGCGGAUUCGACAGCGUCGACAUACAGCUGGAGUUCGACAAAUACGCCGUGCAGGUAGGUGCUCAUCGAUGAGCGGCGACGAAUGCAUUCAUUAUGGCGCGUGAGUGCAUGGAUUCUUCAAUCAGGAUUUGGACAGCGGUGGCCGCAAGCACAUAUCGCUGGAUGGCGUCAAGAGCCUGAUGAACGAGAAGGAGUUCACCGUGGUGACCGACAGCGAUGCCCACCAGCUCAUGGCCAAUAUGGACGUCUCCAAGGACGGUGUUAUCGACAUUGACGACUUCAAAAACGUAACUAGUUGACAGCAAGGCACAGAGGAAAGAGAGAUGAGCAUCGCACCCUCUCUACCCUCUGUGUGUGUGUUGUGUGUGCAGUGGAUCACGGCCAAGGCAUGACAGAGGGGGAUGAGCAGCAGAGCAGAGCACCCAGCUAGAUGAAGGGCCGUACAGGUCACAGUACACCAGCCACUCGCUUGCUGAGUAGGGAGGGAUGGGGAACGCGAGAGGAAGAGUGCGAUUCUCGUGUGUCGGAGCGCUCACCGUGUAUGUGUGUUUGUAUGUUGCUGACUCUAUAGCGAGGGAGGGCCAGAUGGAUAGAGAGAGAAGACGCGAUCCUUCGGCUGCGGUUGUGAUGUGGUGUGUCUUGUACGAGCCUGUCCUGUCUGGCUGUGUGGUGCCUGUCAUACGCCGUGUCGUUAGCUGUACAGUACGUACCUCACUGACUGCUCACGCACUUACUUUCAUGUGUGGAUGGAUGCCGUGUGCUCUGUAGCUGGCGACGGGGAUUCUCUCUGUGCUGCAUGUAAUGCCAUUCAAUUCACGAAAUUUGUG
This is a messenger RNA of Vitrella brassicaformis, 1726 nucleotides long. NCBI's taxonomy places the organism in Eukaryota, Vitrellaceae. The record is from the annotation of a GenBank genome assembly.